ACAGACUUUAUAUCUAGACUUUACAUGGAGCACAGUUAGUACUAUGAACUUCAGUGUGGGAGUCAGCUUUGUUUUACCUAAUACUGAUAGAAAUAUGACUGACAAGAAUUCUACUGAAGAUGGAGAAGAAUCAUCUUUGUCUGAAAGCACGACCAUAUUCUUAUAUAUCUUCAUACCUUUGAUUACUUCAGUCACUGUCCUUGGUAACAUUAUUGUUAUUCUAGCUUUUAUUAUUGACAAACGACUUCGAAACCAAAGUAACUUUUUUCUCCUUAAUCUGGCAAUCUGUGAUUUUUUUAUAGGAGCAUUCUGUAUUCCAGUAAGUGCAUCAUACAUCAUAACUGGGAAGUGGACACUUGGUAACUUCAUCUGCAAGGUUUGGUUAAUAGCAGACAAUCUUAUGUGUACUGCGUCAGUGUUUAAUAUUGUUCUUAUAAGUUAUGACAGGUUUCUGUCUAUCACCCUGGCAGUAACUUAUCGUUAUCAACAAAACAAUCAUAGCCAGACUGUCAUGAAGAUGACCACAGUGUGGGUGCUGUCCUUCCUUCUCUACAGUCCAGCUAUCAUUGCCUGGGAAUAUCUAUACAGUGACAGCAACAUUCCUGCAGGCCAAUGUUUAGCUGGAUAUUACUACAGCUGGCACUUCCUUCUUGGAGCUUCAACCUUUGACUUCUUUCUUCCACUGAUAAGCAUUUCAUAUUUUAACAUCAGCAUAUACUGGAACAUAAAACUACGAAGCCGAAAAAGAAGUCGUGUUCCUACUUCACAUACUAAUCCACCACGUGACAUAAGAGCAUCAAUAGAUGUGGCUGUUGUGUCUACCACUGUGGGCAGGAGAGAACAAAGGAGUCAAAUGCAAAUUAACACACUUGAAGCAUCUGUAUAUUUCCAUAAUUCCUCUCCAGAAUCUGGAGUGUGA
This is a messenger RNA of Nanorana parkeri, 919 nucleotides long. Its product is annotated as histamine H3 receptor-like. The transcript is spliced from 4 exons. Gene Ontology annotation, molecular function: histamine receptor activity. Gene Ontology annotation, cellular component: membrane. Gene Ontology annotation, biological process: adenylate cyclase-activating adrenergic receptor signaling pathway. The coding region runs from base 44 to 919 and encodes 291 amino acids. The record is from RefSeq and is a predicted model, not a curated record. Lineage: Eukaryota; Metazoa; Chordata; Amphibia; Anura; Dicroglossidae.